Molecule: messenger RNA, 1189 nt
Organism: Phoenix dactylifera (date palm)
Lineage: Eukaryota; Viridiplantae; Streptophyta; Magnoliopsida; Arecales; Arecaceae
Product: reticulon-like protein B2
Biological process (GO): response to bacterium
Source: RefSeq, a predicted model, not a curated record
AGUGGCCCGAUCCCCACGCGCCCGGUUCCGACGGUCAGGAUCGCAUAUGUGAGGCUCUGUCCCCCGUAUAUAAUCCCCCCAGUCGCCGUCGAGAUUUCUCCCAAGUGGAGAGCGAGAUCGAGCUCCCGUCGUGCCUGGGAGAGCAGCCGUUCCGGUGUCCCUGCGGAGGAGGAUUAGGGUUUCGUCGCGAGCGAUGGCUGAGCACUCGGAGGAGUCGAGCUCGAAGCCGGAGUCGCUGAUGGAGAAGAUCGUCGGCAAGCUCCACGGCGACUCAUCCUCCUCGUCCGAUUCGGACAACGAGAAAUCGAAGCCGUCCGCCUCAUCCAUCAAGGCCAAGAUCUACCGCCUCUUCGGGCGGGAGAGGUCCGUCCACAACGUCCUCGGCGGUGGCAAGCCUGCUGAUGUUUUCCUGUGGAGGAACAAGAAGAUCUCCGCCGGAGUGAUUGGUGGGGCCACCGCCGUCUGGGUUCUGUUCGAGCUGCUUGAGUACCAUCUGCUCUCUCUGGUCUGCCACUGCCUCAUUCUCUCACUGGCCAUUCUCUUCCUCUGGUCCAAUGCAAGCACCUUCAUCAACAAGGCUCCGCCACGCAUACCAGAGGCGAGCAUUCCCGAAGACCUGGCCGUGAAUGUUGCGCUCUCUCUGAGGUAUGAGAUUAACAGGGCCUUUGCUGUUCUAAGGGAGAUCGCAUCAGGACGGGACCUGAAGAAGUUCCUUGUUGUGAUUGCCGGACUCUGGGUUCUUUCGAUCCUUGGGAGCUGCUGCAAUUUCUUGACCUUGUUCUAUACCAUGCUUGUGACGUUGCAUACGGUGCCAGUUCUGUAUGAGAAGUAUGAGGACAAGGUCGACUCAUUUGCGGAGAAGGCAAUGGCAGAAAUCAAGAAGCAGUAUGGGGUGUUUGAUGCCAAGGUUCUAAGUAAGAUUCCCAGGAGCCCAUUGAAAGAUAAGAAGCACUAGAAGGAAGAAGACAUUCUGAGGUUGCAGUAGGUUUGCACUCUGCAGUCAAUUAGAUGUGGUUUUCUGGUCAAUGUUGUGACUGUUUAUCCUUUAUCGGUUACGGCAUUUGUUUGCACAUUUUACAAAGUGUUUGGUUUCUCAAUUUAAAUAAAUCAAGCUUGUCUAAAUAGUACUGAUUCUUAGCUUUCAUGUCAUGGAUUGUUGCUAUGUAUGCAUGUAGUCUGUGCACUUGCC